AAAUGUCUUUAGGGUCCGUUCACACAGACCGGCUCGGAGAGGAGAGCAGAUUUUUAUCACGUUGGAAACAGUGUUUUGAGUGAUUGUAGUAAAGUUUAUUUUUGCAUUUGCACCUUUUUUGCCAUUAAAAAUGCCUGAACGCGCUUCGUGUGAAGUAAUAAAAGGAGCCGACCGGCUCCGCUUGCGUGCUCUUUCUCGCUCGCGCAGCCGAUCGGCUCUGAUUGCGUGCUCUUUCUCGCUUGCGCAGCCUGUCGGCUCCGAUUGCGUGCUCUUUCUCGCUCGCGCAGCCGAUGGGCUCCGAUUGCGUGCUCUUUCUCUAUCGCGUAGCCGAUCGGCUCCGAUUGCGUGCCCGCUGCGGCCGCGCCGACCGCCAUUUUGAUAGCAACAUUUGAACGUAAUAGUUGUGCGUACUUGUACGAAAAGAUGAAUGAUGAAAAAUUAAUAAUACUCGUGUCAAAAUAUGAGUGUUUAUUUGACAUAACCAAGCCAUCAUAUAGCGAUCGGAUAAUGAAAGACAAUGCAUGGGAGGAAAUUAGCAAAUGUCUCGGAAUAAGUGUGACGCAGUGCCAGGAUCGUUGGAAGAAACUGCGAGAUAACUUCAGAAAAGCCUAUUAUAACCGAAAAGGCAAGAGUGGCGAUGGUGCAACUACGUCCAAAUUGAUAAAAUUUGAAAAAGAACUUUCUUUUAUAAUACCAUUUUUUCGCAAUCGAAACCAAAUAUCUAAUGUAACAUUAUCAUCGGAUGAUUCAGAGCCUGGCACACCAAUACCACCACCAUCGACAUCAUCUAAACGUUCUGACCAUUCUGAAGUUGAAUCGCUUGCAAGUACUUCUGGCUCGAAAAAGAGACCACGCUUAAGCAAAGAUGUUGCUACGGUUUUCGAAGAGUAUCUUGAAGAAAAAAGAAAUACUACACCCCGUGACAAGGCAUUACGUAAUUUUUUUUUGUCUAUGUCAGAUACAGUGGAAACAUUCCCAAAAGAAGUCCAAGCACGAAUUAAAAGGCGCGUGUUUAACAUUGUUAAUGAAGCUGAAUUAAGUCUGUAUGAAAAUAGUACAGAUUUGAAUUAUUCUCAGACAGCACUGUCGCAUCGUUUCAAAGGCUUGUGUGCAGCGAAUUUCUUGGAAGUUAUUUUCUACGAAUUAUAAUUUUUUUUUUUUAUGAAUAAAUUUAUAGUUCAAUGCGUCCCAUAGCCCGUCAAGCAUAAGUUGCAAAUAAGCAAAGGAAACACUUUAAUCGGCAGAAGUAAAGAUCGUAGCGCCUUACUGAUUAAAAGAAAAUCUUUGAAUAACAAAAGAAAUGUAGCAUACCCAAUUUUUUGCCAAUGUCUUUGAUGGUAAUUCGAGACUUCAAAUAGAUUAAAAUACGAGCUGAACCUUGAACACUUAUUAAUAGUUAUUAACUGGUUUUAGUUAUCACGUAUUCAACCGCCCAACGGCAAUUAUUCUUUGUAUUUUGUAAUCCGGAUUGAAAGGUGAGUGCCAGAGCCAGUAUAAUUAGACACAAGGGAUGUAAUAUAUUCCCAUUAUUAUUUCAGCAAGGAAUAAUUUAUAUAUCUUAGAGUUUACUUGUGGUAGAGAUUUGUGCAAGCUCGUCUGGGUAGGUACCACCCACUCAUCAGAUAUUCUACCGAAAAACAGCAGUACUUGGUAUUGUUGUAUUUCGGUUUGAAGGGUGAGUGAGCCAGUGUAAUUACAGACACAAGGGACAAAACAUCUUAGUUCCCAAGGUUGGUGUCGCAUUGGUGAUGUAAGCGAUGGUUAACAUUUCUUACAAUGUCUAUGGGCAUUGGUGACCACUUACCAUCAGGAGGCCCAUAUGCUCGUCCGACUUCCUAUUCUAUAAAAAAAAGAGUGGAACAAAUAAUAUUCUCUAUGUAUACCUUAAUAUUUAUUUAUUUUUAAUUUAUAUAUUAUAUUCCCAUUUUAUCGGUUUUAUCCGCUUCAGAUCUGGCAGUUAGAUUAUUAUAAAUAAGAACUGUACCCGUUAUGUACAUAUAAUAAAAUGUGCAGUGAUUAAAUAUUGUUUUUUUAAACCAAACCUUUAUUAUUAUUUUUUAGAUAAAAGAAAAUAAUUUGUUACCUAUUUUUAAAGUUUUGAUAAAACUAAAACAUAUGACCUUCGCUAUUAGCAGUAUUAGCAUUAGCGGUUACAUCACUAAUACACGUAGGCGAUGCCGUUUCACUUAGGGUAUGAUU
This is a messenger RNA of Nymphalis io (European peacock), 2199 nucleotides long. RefSeq lists its product as uncharacterized. The record is from RefSeq and is a predicted model, not a curated record. The coding region runs from base 424 to 1149 and encodes 241 amino acids. NCBI's taxonomy places the organism in Eukaryota, Metazoa, Arthropoda, Insecta, Lepidoptera, Nymphalidae. Gene Ontology annotation, cellular component: nucleus; transcription regulator complex. Gene Ontology annotation, biological process: regulation of transcription by RNA polymerase II. The transcript has 2 exons.